Messenger RNA from Drosophila eugracilis, 569 nucleotides. RefSeq lists its product as uncharacterized. Bases 48 to 521 code for a protein of 157 amino acids. NCBI's taxonomy places the organism in Eukaryota, Metazoa, Arthropoda, Insecta, Diptera, Drosophilidae. The record is from RefSeq and is a predicted model, not a curated record. The transcript has a single exon.
GUUCAGCAAGCAGAAACAUCAACAACGUGUUAAGAUCUCAGCUAAAAAUGAAAAAAUAUAUAGUAUUUUUUAUACUUUUGUUAAUUUCACAACAAACUUUGUGUUCCAAUGAAAGACUUCAAAGUAUAAUCGGUGGCUAUGGCCUACUAAUUGCAGCUAAGGAGCAGGAACUACAGGAACUGGAAGCCCAAAUCAACGAAACUUUGAAAAUGUUAAACGAAAUCAAGUUAAAUAACACCGAAGUCUUGGAGCUGGCUCAACUUAGAAGGAACCUUCAGGAAAAAGAGGAAAUACUACGAGUCUGCGAAGACAGCCUGAAAAAUCAGGCAACCAGCUCAGCAUUCUGGAAUACACUGAAAGAUGUGGUACGACCCAAGGUAGAUAAAAAACUAAGUUCUGAAAAAGUGGAAACCAAUCAAACUACAACGUGGGAAAUUAUAAAAAAUAAUUGGAGGGAUAUACCCCGCCAGAUUGUCAUUUAUUUUGCUGGGAAUGAAGAAACUACGGAAAAUACUCCUUAAUAAAACGAAAAUUGUAAUCUAAAAAAUAUAUUUUGUUUAAUUUUUAUU